AGACUGAGUCCUCAUUGCCUCUUUUGAACUGCUAUGUGUAAGAGCCAUACUUCUCUGUGUGGUUUGACUCUUCCCAUGCUGAGAUCAGAUGGAGAAAUCUGAAGGACCAGAACUCAGAGUGUUGGCCAACACGAAUGAGUCGGAAAGCUUCCUCCGUCUUCUGAGCCCUGAAGUGACAGUAAAUCAAAUAUUUCAUGUUAAUCCACAUCAUCAUGAAGUUCUACCAACCUGCUGCAUGGAUCACGUCUGCAGAAGCCCGUGUACAAGUGGACAUGUGAACGAGGAGUUUAGGAGGCAGUCGGCUCAUGUUGCGCAGCAUGUAGAGCCGAUGAGGCACAGAGAGCCAGACGCUAGAGGAGCGACUUCUGCCAGGAUGAAUCUCCAUCAUCAGCCUCCUGCGAGCUGCUUUCUGGAUCCUCCAGAAAACAUGCAAAAUGGCUCGAGAGGAGAGUGCUGCUGUUGGGAUUGUAGACCUAAAGAGUUUGGAACAAAAGAGCCUGCAAGCAGAGACACAACCAGUGGGGAGGAUGAGUGCAAUUCUCAGAGUGAUGUAGAGGAAGAACUCGAGGCUCCUUUGCCGCUGAGAGCUGACAAUGAGUGGCAACAGUGGAAUCCCUUUUUAAUUCCUCACCAUUACAUGCACAACUACGGUCUCCGUCACGCUACGGAUGUGAGGAAUUACAGCUCCGCGGCAGAAGGCGACUUCAACUCUGUCAACAGAUGCUUUCCUGAGCCGUGCCACCGGUCCGCUCCCUGCCAGCACAGGAGGCCACAGAAUGAGCCACAAAACUGGCUUCAGCAUCAUGACAGCUUUGUGCCUGACAGUGUGGCUCAGGGAAGCGUCACUGUCAAUGUACCUCAGUUCUCCGUCCCCCCCGUGGAAGAAGUCUCACAGGUCAGCGUGAUGAACCUGAACUCGGCGGGAGCGGAGAAGUCUGUCCCACAUCCGCAGGAGAAAAGAAGAACCAUUAGUCUGCCGGAUCAGUGCCGAAAUGUUUUUAUAACGUACUCUUCGGACGUGUCUUCAGAGAUGGUCCCCUUCGUAGACUUCCUCACCAAGCAAGGUUUUCGACCUGCUAUGGAUUUAUUUGACAAUCCCAUUAGACGCAUGGACAUCAACCACUGGAAGGACAGCUACCUUGAGGAUCCAUCAACCCUGAUUAUCAUCGCCAUCAGUCCCAAGUAUAAGGCAGACAUCGAAGGAUCUGUGGUGGACAAUCACGGUCUGCACACUAAAUAUAUUCACUCAAUGAUGCAGAAUGAAUACAUCCAGCAAGGCAGCUUGAAUUUCAGAUUCAUACCAGUUCUCUUCCUCAGUGCAUCGCAGAAGCAUGUCCCGUGUUGGCUUCAGAACACGCGUGUUUACCGCUGGCCGCAGGACACGGAGGAUUUGCUGCUGCGGCUGCUGAGGGUGGAGCGCUACGUUCCUCCUCCUGUUCCUGUGGAGCUCACACUCAUCAUACGGCCCGUGAACUCCAGUGCUGCACCUACGCUGUAAAGACACACUAGUGUUUGAUGUCUGAGCACAUUUGUUUUACUCGUGCAGCCUGUUUAUUUGAACAUCUCAGAGUUUAUCCCAUGUAAGUCAAUAAUAGCUCAAGUUCUGUUUUAUCUAAUGUACAGGGUUUUUUUUUCAGAUGUUUCAAUAAAGUCUUUUCUCUGUGUACAUAUACACAACAUAAAA
Messenger RNA from Stegastes partitus (bicolor damselfish), 1684 nucleotides. RefSeq lists its product as uncharacterized. The coding region runs from base 89 to 1498 and encodes 469 amino acids. The transcript has 10 exons. The record is from RefSeq and is a predicted model, not a curated record. Lineage: Eukaryota; Metazoa; Chordata; Actinopteri; Pomacentridae. Gene Ontology annotation, biological process: positive regulation of canonical NF-kappaB signal transduction; humoral immune response.